AUGGAAGGUAACCAGACUGUCAUCACUCAUUUCAUCCUUCUGGGAUUCGGGGAGCUUCAUGAUAUGCAGAUGCUCCUAUAUAUACUGUUCUUAAUACUGUACAUUUUUACCAUGAUGGCCAAUUUCCUCACUGUUCUUCUAAUUCUGGUUGAUCAACAUUUGCAUACACCCAUGUAUUUCUUCCUAGGGAAUUUGUCCUGUUUGGAAAUGAUGUACAGCUCUACAAUCUUGCCUAAGAUGCUGGACAGUCUCUUAACAGGGGAAAAGUCCAUCUCCUUCAAAGGAUGUAUCAUACAGUUCUAUUUCUUUGCUUCCCUGGGUAGCACAGAAUGCUACCUCCUCUCUGUGAUGUCUUAUGAUAGAUUUUUAGCCAUAUGUAAACCUCUGCAUUAUGUAACAACAAUGAGAGUUGCCCGGUGCAUCCAGCUGGCUGCUGUCUCUUGGAUCAAUGGCACUGUGUUUACCUCUGUGUAUUUGGUCUUAAUGUUACAGCUUUGGUUCUGUGGCCCCAGUGAAAUUGAUCAUUUCUUUUGUGAAUCCUUGCCAUUAAUAAAGCUGUCUUGCAGUGAUACCACUCUUGCAAAAUAUGCCAUUGCAAUCCUGGCUUAUAUAUUCACAUUUCCUCCUUUUAUUUUGACCUUGAUGUCUUACAUAUUUAUCCUGAGGAACAUUUUGAGAAUUCCAUCUAGAACUGGGAGACAAAAGGCCUUUUCCACCUGUUCUUCUCACCUGAUUGUUGUCUCUUUUUUCUAUGGGGCAAUAACAAUUGUGUACUUAAUGCCAGAAACUGAACAAAAGAAAAAUUAUAGCAAAUUAUUUUCUCUGUUAUACACAGUCCUUCCCUCAUUACUCAACCCCUUAAUAUACACCUUGAGAAAUAAGGAUGUGAAAGAAGCCCUGAAGAAGCUGUUAGGUAGAUUUUUUGUUCUUCUUUAA
Molecule: messenger RNA, 936 nt
Organism: Python bivittatus (Burmese python)
Lineage: Eukaryota; Metazoa; Chordata; Lepidosauria; Squamata; Pythonidae
Product: olfactory receptor 10A7-like
Biological process (GO): G protein-coupled receptor signaling pathway
Cellular component (GO): membrane
Molecular function (GO): G protein-coupled receptor activity; olfactory receptor activity
Source: RefSeq, a predicted model, not a curated record